Molecule: messenger RNA, 1236 nt
Organism: Rhodotorula toruloides NP11
Lineage: Eukaryota; Fungi; Basidiomycota; Microbotryomycetes; Sporidiobolales; Sporidiobolaceae
Product: glycoside hydrolase family 16 protein
Exons: 7
Coding region: 1-1236 (411 amino acids)
Biological process (GO): glucan catabolic process
Molecular function (GO): hydrolase activity, hydrolyzing O-glycosyl compounds
Source: RefSeq, a predicted model, not a curated record
AUGCGCCUCCUCCCCGUGCCCCUCCUCCUCCUCACGCUCCUUCCAACCCUCACACUCGCUACCUCCUCUCCCCCCUCUUUGGAGGCACUCGACAAACGCGCGACGUACAAAUGCAAGGAGACGAGCGAUUGCAGUAAAGUCGGUGCAAAGAUCCCGGCCCACUCGCACUACAGGUGCGAGAAGGCGAAGGGGAUUUGUACGUUUGGCUGCAACUCGGGCUACUCUGCCUCCUCCUCGGGAACCAGCUGCAUCAAAGCCGCUUCUUCCACGACCAAACCCGCGACUCCAACCACCUCCACCCGUCCCUCCGGCCCCACGCAGCCCCUCGCAACUCCCAAGUUGCGCAAAACCUACUCCGGCUCGUCCUUCUUCGACUCCUGGACUUUCUGGACCGCUUCAGACCCAACACACGGACUGAUCAGCUACCUCUCUCGCGCCGACGCGCUCGCGAACAAACUCGUCUCCAUCUCCAAAGCGGGAACAGCGAUUAUCUCGAUUGAUCGGACGAGCAGGCUGAGUGAGGGACAGCUGAGGAAGUCGGUCAGGAUCAGCUCGACGGAUGUGUACCAGCCGGGGAACCUGGUGAUUGUCGACUUGAAGCAUGUACCGGUUGGAUGCUCGACUUGGCCGGCUUUCUGGAUGUACAACUACCCCUGGCCUCAAUCCGGCGAGAUCGAUAUCUACGAAGGCGUCAACUCGCGCACCUUCAACUCGAUGACCCUGCACACCGCCGCGGGCUGCACGCGCAACCUUUCGACACCUAUGACCGGCAGUAUCGAUGGCGCCGACUCGAACUGUAACGCCGGAAAGGGGAACACGGGUUGCGGAGUGAUGGAUAUGGACCCGAAGAGCUACGGCGCUGGGUUCAACGCAGCGGGCGGAGGUGUGUUUGCGGUCUUGUUUGCGGAGACUGGCAUCUCCAUCUGGCGCUUUACCCGCUCCUCCAUCCCCUCGGACAUCAAGUCCGGCGCGCCUCGUUGGAAAUCCUGGGGAACGCCUGUCGCAGCGUGGGACGGCGCGACUUGCGACACGAGGACGUACUUCAAGAACCAGAUGCUUACGUUCAACAUCGACACCUGCGGCGACUGGGCCGGCCAACAAGCCGUCUUCACCUCCCCCUCGCUCUCAGGCGCCUGCUACCCCAAGUACGCCUCCUGCGCAGCUGCGAACGCCGAUCCCGAUGCGUUCAAGAAGGCGUAUUUCGAGGUCAACUAUGUCAAGGUCUUCUCGGUUUGA